CCUGUCCCCUUUGACAGUGAAGCCUGCAGACACCUCUCCUACCAGCCAAUCCCCUAGCCACUGGGGUUGGAAUCACAGGCAGUCUGCUCACAGAAAAAGCACUCUUCAAGUUCUAGUAUCUCAGGCAGAAGUUUCUUAGGACCAUGGAGCUUCUUGUGAAUGUAAGAAAAUGGAUAGAAGAAAACAAAACUGCCUUUUUGCCACCUGUUUGCAAUAAGCUUAUGCAUCGCUAUCAAUUAAAUGUGAUGUUUGUUGGAGGGCCAAAUGAAAGGAAGGAUUAUCAUAUUGAAGAAGGAGAAGAGCUUUUUUACCAGGUUCAAGGGGAUAUGUGUUUGAAGAUAAUUGAAAAUGGGAAACAAAAAGAUGUUGUCAUCCGAGAAGGGGAGAUGUUCCUGCUACCUGCCAGGAUACCUCAUUCUCCUCAGCGAUAUGAAAACACUGUGGGUCUUGUGGUUGAGAGGGAAAGAUUAAAAACAGAAAUUGAUGGGCUAAGAUACUAUGUUGGAGAAUCAACUAAUGUCCUCUUUGAAAAAUGGUUUCACUGUGAAGAUCUUGGCACUCAACUUAUACCAAUAAUUCAAGAGUUUUUCAAUUCAAGGCAAUAUAAAACUGGAAAACCAAACCCAGAUGAACUCCUGAAAGAAACACCUUUCCCACUGAAUUCCACUUCUGUUAUGGAGCCAUUUUCCUUCUCAAGCUGGUUAAAUGAUCAUCGUGGUGAAAUAAAACAGAAGAAAUCCUUGAGUAUGUUUGGAAAUAACUUUGAAACAGAGGUUAUAGCUUAUGGACCAGGAACAACUGAGAAAAGUAAAAAGAAUUCGGAUAUCUGGAUAUGGCAGCUGGAGGGCAAAUCAACUGUUGCCAUGGAUGGCAAAACCCUGACUCUCUCUGCUGGUGACAGCCUGCUUGUCCGUGCCCAGUCUACGUACUGCUGGAAUAGAGAAGAAGAAUCUGUUGCUCUCUGCAUCGCUCAGGAUCCAAAACGCAAGCAGCCUUAUAAAUAACUUCUGUGUCAGUUGGCUUUGAGGAUAAUUAAGUUUUAACCUACCAAUCUUAAUUAUCUUUUACUCAAAAUUCCUGGAAAUUUGAAUACUCUAACACAAUGAUUAAAUGCAGUCAAGUGCUGUGCCAAAUGAAAGCUUUUCCCCCAAGUAGUUAAGUUUUAGCAAAGUUUAUAAUCAGUAUUUUUUUUUAAGAUCUAGUGGUUUGUUUGAUUUUAUCUAAAGGAAAUGACAACAUAUCCAAGUAGCAGGAUUACUUAUCUGAUAACACAUGAUACUAUCUACAAGAAAUUAGAGGCUUUUGAAAUGUAAGUCUCGGCCACAAGAGGUAGAAAAGGAGAUGGGACAGGUACUAUGAUACUACUUGGGUAACAGUUUUUAUUUCUUUGUAUCAGAUUUGUCAUUUGUAAUAAGCCAGUAGGACCCUAGCUACCCAGCCCAGCUUCCAGUAGGGAAGCUUUAAUUGGCAGAAGUUCAGAGGUCCUCUGAGAUCUUUGGCUAAAAGUUUGCUCGGUUUUUUUAAAGGCUUUAUCUGAUGCACUGCUUGAGAAUCUCAGUGCUUUGUGAAAGAGAGGAAGAUGUGUCAGUAAAAAGGGGAAGCUGUACCUGCAACAACACCAGGCAUCACUUAGACCACUUGCUACAGGUACAAGUUAUUCCCAGUUUCCCAGAUCCAGCACAGCAGUACCAAUCACAGUGGUCAGCAGUACCCCACACAUGCCAUGCUGGAUGCUGUGUGCAUACUACACUGAACAUAACACUGCAAUGGGUCUAAACAGGAGCACCUGGGUCAUGGAUGUGCUCCUGUGUAGCAGAACUCUCAAGUCAAAUAAGCCUUAAGAGGUAUGUUAGGGGAUAAGAGAGCAGAAAAAUUAUUAUAAUCAGUUUCUAUUAACUGCUGUUUCUUUUCAAACAAUGAAGUUUGUUGCAGAAAUAAUAAA
Poecile atricapillus (Black-capped chickadee) is the source of this 1942-nucleotide messenger RNA. RefSeq names its product 3-hydroxyanthranilate 3,4-dioxygenase (gene HAAO). Lineage: Eukaryota; Metazoa; Chordata; Aves; Passeriformes; Paridae. The record is from RefSeq and is a predicted model, not a curated record. The transcript has 10 exons. Bases 144 to 1004 code for a protein of 286 amino acids. Gene Ontology annotation, cellular component: cytoplasm. Gene Ontology annotation, molecular function: 3-hydroxyanthranilate 3,4-dioxygenase activity; iron ion binding. Gene Ontology annotation, biological process: quinolinate metabolic process; 'de novo' NAD+ biosynthetic process from L-tryptophan.